AUGAAUAUCAGAUGUGCAAAGCCUGAUGAUCUCAUGAACAUGCAGCAUUGUAACUUAUUGUGUUUACCAGAAAAUUACCAGAUGAAAUAUUAUUUUUAUCAUGGGCUGUCAUGGCCGCAGUUAAGUUACGUUGCGGAAGAUGAAAAAGGUCAGAUUGUUGGCUACGUUCUUGCCAAGAUGGAAGAAGACAGUGAUGACAAUCCUCAUGGACACAUCACUUCUCUUGCUGUGAAGCGAUCGCAUCGAAGGCUUGGGUUAGCACAGAAACUUAUGGAUCAGGCUUCAAGGGCGAUGCCCAAGUACUAUGCAGAUGGAGAAGAUGCAUAUGCAAUGAAAAGGGACUUAACACCCUUUGCUGCACAGAACAAUAUCGUUGCAGCUGUUGAUUUGGGUUCUUCAGAUUGUGUUGAUGAGAAAGGUAUCAUUACUGAAAGGCUGUAG
Zootermopsis nevadensis is the source of this 441-nucleotide messenger RNA. NCBI's taxonomy places the organism in Eukaryota, Metazoa, Arthropoda, Insecta, Blattodea, Termopsidae. The record is from RefSeq and is a predicted model, not a curated record.